This is a messenger RNA of Babjeviella inositovora NRRL Y-12698, 234 nucleotides long. RefSeq names its product NEDD8 family protein (gene RUB1). The transcript is spliced from 2 exons. The record is from RefSeq and is a predicted model, not a curated record. The coding region runs from base 1 to 234 and encodes 77 amino acids. Gene Ontology annotation, molecular function: ubiquitin protein ligase binding; protein tag activity. NCBI's taxonomy places the organism in Eukaryota, Fungi, Ascomycota, Pichiomycetes, Serinales. Gene Ontology annotation, biological process: protein neddylation; modification-dependent protein catabolic process; regulation of proteolysis. Gene Ontology annotation, cellular component: cytoplasm; nucleus.
AUGCAAAUCAAAGUCAAGACCUUAACCGGCAGAGAAAUCGAGCUCGAUGUCGAGCCAUCAGACAAGAUCAUCCGUAUUAAGGAGCUCAUGGAGGAAAAGGAGGGGAUUCCACCCCCACAGCAACGUCUUAUCUUCCAGGGAAAGCAGUUGUCUGAUGAAAACACCGUUGGUGCCAGCAAAGUUGACGCUGGUGCCGUGUUGCACUUGGUGUUGACCUUGAGAGGGGGCAAUUAA